This is a messenger RNA of Cricetulus griseus (Chinese hamster), 1427 nucleotides long. NCBI's taxonomy places the organism in Eukaryota, Metazoa, Chordata, Mammalia, Rodentia, Cricetidae. The record is from RefSeq and is a predicted model, not a curated record.
CCUCCGGGGGUGCUCCAGCCUCCGCCACCCUGUCUACUGGAACUCCACUAACCCCAGGCUGCUUCGAGGGGAUGCUGUGGUGGAGCUGGGCCUCAACGAUUACCUAGACAUCUUCUGCCCACAUUAUGAAAGCCCAGGGCCCCCGGAGGGACCUGAAACCUUUGCUUUAUACAUGGUGGACUGGUCAGGCUAUGAGGCCUGCAAGGCAGAGGGGGCAAAUGCCUUCCAGCGAUGGAAGUGCUCGCUGCCUUUCGCCCCUUUUGGCCCUGUUCGAUUCUCAGAAAAGAUUCAGCGAUUCACACCCUUCUCCCUGGGCUUCGAGUUCUUGCCGGGAGAGACUUACUACUACAUCUCGGUGCCAACCCCAGAGAGUUCUGGCCGGUGCUUGAGACUCCAGGUGUCUGUCUGCUGCAAGGAGAGCAGGUCCGAGUCCGCCCAUCCUGUUGGGAGCCCUGAAGAAAGUGGCACAUCUGGGUGGCGGGGAGAGCAUGCUCCCAGCCCCCUGUGUCUCUUGCUGCUGCUGCUGCUCCCAAUACUCCGUCUCCUUCGAGUUCUGUGAGCCAAGUACACCUUCUCGUCACCCUAAGAAACCAGAGCCAUCCUCUAACCAGCUAAGCUCCUCUAUUGAAGGGGUUCCUGCCACCAUACCCAUGAUGCCACACCAGGCAGACACGAUGAAGCUUUGAUGUGGAAAGUCAGAGGAUCUGAGGUGACCCUUGUAGGUGACUGCCCCCUCACCACAGGCUGAAGAGGAACUGUGAGGGAACAGCAGACAGUCCAGGGCACCCUGGAACGUAGCUGCUUUGAUGGUCUUGUCUCCUCCCCCUAGAAGACCGGGAUUUGAUGGGAUCAAAUCCUUGAGCCACUGGGGGCCAAAGCCAAAGACAUGGGAACAAGUGGGCUCCUGGCCAAGAGCAAAGGGGAAGCCAUGUCAUCUGUGCCCUCUAGGACUCUUCCCAGGGGCAAUUGUUGCCCUCCCAGGGGGCCAUUCACUUGUCUUCUAUGAAGACGGACUUGCCAUGAGGUUGAAUUUCAUGCUGGUUUGUAUUUUUGUAAGUGUUUGGACCAAACCUUCAAUAAAUCACCCAUUCUCAUGGGGCAUGGUAGCUCACACUUGUAAUCCCAGCACUGGGGGGUGGGGGUGAAGGUGGUGAGCAGGAAGUCGGCUUGGGUAAGGGAGACCCUGUCUCAAAAAAACAAACAAACAAACAAACAAACAAACAAAAAAAAAAACAGAGGCCAGUGAGAAGGCUCAGCAAGCUAAAGCCUUGACCACCAGAGUUCAGUCCUUGGAACCCACACGGUGGAAAGAGAGAACAGAUUCCUGGAAGUUGUCCUUUAAACAUGCCACAUGGCGUGUCAAUGAACAUGACACAUGAAAAGACACACUCGCACACACAUGAAUAAUAAACUUAUGUUAAAAAUCA